Sinocyclocheilus grahami is the source of this 3312-nucleotide messenger RNA. RefSeq names its product nucleus accumbens-associated protein 2-like. Gene Ontology annotation, molecular function: RNA polymerase II cis-regulatory region sequence-specific DNA binding; DNA-binding transcription factor activity, RNA polymerase II-specific; protein binding. NCBI's taxonomy places the organism in Eukaryota, Metazoa, Chordata, Actinopteri, Cypriniformes, Cyprinidae. The transcript has 5 exons. The record is from RefSeq and is a predicted model, not a curated record. The coding region runs from base 229 to 2031 and encodes 600 amino acids. Gene Ontology annotation, biological process: regulation of transcription by RNA polymerase II.
UGCAUCGAUUGCACACAGACGCUUGCUUUCCCUCUCGCUGGCUCAGUCCUGUGCGGGGAGGAAGAGGACGGAUUGAGACGUAUCUCUGAUUCUCAAGGUUCCUUUCCUCAUGCUGAGCUGCUGUGAGGAGCCUGGCCGCAUUCUCUCUCUCUCUCAUCUCGGAAGAUUCUGCUAUAGAGAUGUCUGGUGAGAACAUCCUGUCUUCUCCAGAGAUCUGAAACGGGCAUUAUGUCUCACCUCUUGCACAUGGAGAUUCCAAACUUCGGCAGCACUGUUCUGGACAGCCUUAACGAACAGCGGCUGCUGGGCCAGCACUGCGAUGUGGCCAUCAUGGUCAACGGACAGGCCUUCAAGGCCCACCGCGCCGUUUUGGCGGCCAGCAGUCUCUACUUCCGUGACCUGUUCAGCGGUAGUGCCCAGACGCUCUUUGAGCUGCCCUCGUCCGUGGCCCCAUCCUGCUUCCAGCAGAUUCUGUCGUUCUGCUACACGGGCCGGAUGACGGUGAGUGCCAGAGAUCAGCUGAUGGUCAUGUACACCGCAGGCUACCUUCAGAUCCAGAACAUCGUAGAGCGAGGAAUGGACCUCAUGUUCAAGGCCAGCGCUCCAUACUGCGACUCGCAGACAUCUGCCACCGAUGAUCCCCCGAGCCCAAACAACAACAACUCCUCCCUGUUGCUAGGCAACCAGCCCACAACUGUCUGCAAGAUCAAGGAAGAGAAGCUGGAGACCCCGGUGUGUGCUCAGAACGGGGAGCUAAAGCACUCCGAGGAGGACAGGGGACCUAGGGUCAGAUCUUCAAGGAAUGGCACUCUUUUCUACACAAGUGGAGGCACAAAUGGGGUCAUACCUGUGAUGCAUGCUUACGAGCACUCCACCCGAGAUCAUGCCAGUCCCGGUUCCUCUAGCCUGCCGACCACAGACAGCCCAACUUCACACCAAAAUGAGGAGGAGGACUUUGAAGACGACUCGUACGAGAGUCUGACAAAUGGGAAGAUCUUUGGGGGCUCGUCCGGGAUCUAUGGCAGUAAAUGUCUUUUAAUGGACUUCUCUUUUGCUCCAUUGCAGCUCAAAACACUACGGAUUUAUCCCUGUGAGUGUGAUCUGUUGUGUGUCUUCCCAGUGCAAGAGAAGAUGUCCUCCCUACCUCUGUCCUUGGAGAACCGUUUCUGUGUGCUGUUAGGAGGAGACAGAGAGGCUCUGCCUGCCGGACUCAUCAGCCAGAUCGGCUACCGUUGCCACCCUGCUCUCUACACAGAGGGCGACCCUGGAGAGAGACUGGAGCUGAUUGCAGGAUCUGGUGUCUUCAUGACUCGUGGGCAGCUGAUGAACUGUCACCUCUGUGCUGGGGUCAAACACAAAGUCUUGCUGAGACGUCUUCUAGCUGCUUUUUUUGACAGGAACACACUGGCUGACAGCUGUGGAACUGGAAUACGUUCCUCCAACUGUGAUCCAAAUCGCAAACCACUGGACAGUCGCAUACUCAACACAGUCAAACUCUACUGUCAGAACUUUGCCCCUAACUUCAAAGAAAGCGAGAUGAAUGUGAUUGCCGCAGACAUGUGCACCAAUGCCCGGAGAGUUCGCAAACGCUGGCUCCCCAAGAUCAAGUCCAUGCUUCCAGAGGCGAUCGAGGUGUACAGGGGGACUGCGGUCCUGAGCCAGGUGGAAGGAGCUACCCAGCCAGGCGGUGGCUUUCCCUUUGAGUCAGAGUUCAAACACCUGGCAGCGUCAAAUCUGACUCUGGAGCAGCAUCUCUAUGGAGACUGUAGAGAGACAAUGAGGAAUGGCUCUCAUUUCAAUAUGGAAGAGAGGUCCCAAAAAGGUGAAGAAGCCAAGACUGAGCCAAGCCAAGCCAAAGAGCCAGACAACCUGCAGGAAGUUGAAAGGCUUCCGGAGAGUCCAGAGAGAGCGGCCAGUGUGCUCGCCCUCAACCCUGCCAGCAAGAAAGGGGAAAAAGAGCAUGCAACCAGCAGCCCCAGAUCACAGAGAGAGGAACAGAACAGACAGAGACCACUAAAAGAUGAUCAGUGACUUCCUCCACUUCAUACUAUUAAAAACUGGUCUGCAGCUUCUCACACCAAAAAGGAUCAUUAUCAGUAAAGGCAAUCUCUCAUGCCACUGAACAUUACAUUAAAGCUGCAUGAUUAUGGGAACUGGACAUACAACAUUUUUCCAGGAUAGACUGAAAAACGUCUGCAUUAAAUACAGUUGUGAUUACAAGUUUACCAACCAUCAUAACAACUGCACUUUAGUUUAUUACUCACCUUAUGAAGCUGUUUGAGAGAUAUUUACAUUUAUUCCACAAGACAAAAUAAUUAAAUUUACACAUCUGAUUCUUUUUUUUAAAGGUUUACAUACCCUUGGAUUUUAAUAUCAUAUAUUGCCUCCUCAAGCAUCGAUGACUGUUUGUAGGUCUUUUACGAUAGUUGUGCAUGAGUUUCUGUUUUGUCCUGAGCAGUUAAGCUGUUCUUGACCAAGCCUCCAGGUCCAGUAAGUUAUUUGGUUUCCCAGCAUGCUCUGAACAAUUGAGGGACUCAUGCAAAACUGUGAUGCUUGAGGCAACUCACAAUAUUAAGAAUCAAAGGUAUGUAAACGACUCAUUAGGAUUUUUGUGUAGUUUUUUUUUCUUAUGAAAUUUACACAAAUAUCUGUUAUGCAGCAUCAUCAGGGCAAUACUAAAUUACUAAAACAACAUUUUCAUGAUCUUAUUUUAAAAAAAAUACUAACUGUCUUACUGAUUCCCCAAGGGGUUUGUAAACAUCUAAGCACGACUGUCUAAAAAAUUGUAAGGACCUUUAAAGAAGCCACUUAGCAUACGUAAAUACCGGCACAUAUACAAGCCCAGUACAUUAAGGCAAGCUGCAGUGCGUUUUUUAUGAAUGCAUGUGAUGCGUAAGCUCUGGCAUUUCUGACUAAAUACUCUUGCCAAUUACAGAAACAAAUGGAUCAUGGACUUCUGCAUGGCAAAAACAAGUGAAGGACAAAGGCUCUUCUUAAUAUAACACGACUUACAUGCUUCAGAAAUCAACUAUACUGCUUUGACUCCAGCAGGACAGUGGGGUUGCUAUGUACAAAGCUGACUGUGAGACUGCUGAGUUCAGUACAGUAAGGGAAGCUGAACAGAGAACAACAGUUCUCUAGAGAGUAGCCUGGACUCUCAGUUUUCCCUCUCAAGCUUUUUAAUCUUACUCUUGUUCUCAAGCUGCUGUAUAGUAAAUGCUUGCCUGUUUUUUUGCAUAUCAGCUGGUCUGGACAUUUGAAACGUGAUUGUAUGAUUGUUUUUUGGAAGCGAAAUAAAGGAAAGGAUUAUUU